Fusarium sp. VM40 is the source of this 1608-nucleotide messenger RNA. Lineage: Eukaryota; Fungi; Ascomycota; Sordariomycetes; Hypocreales; Nectriaceae. The record is from the annotation of a GenBank genome assembly.
AUGGAGUCGUUAUACCGUCUUUUGCUGCUAGCGGCGCUAUUUCUGCCCUUUUCGCAGGCAGUUGAUCCCACAGUCAAUCUUGGAUACAGCAAAUACAAAGGCAAGGAUCUCGGAAAUGGUGUUUCGGAAUGGCUCGCUAUGCGAUUUGCUGCACCCCCUCUGAAAGAUCUGAGAUUUGAGCCGCCGCAGGAUCCUGUUCGCACAAGAGCGAUUCAGGAUGCCACAAAGCGAGGACCCGUAUGCAUUGCUACAGACAGUGACCCUAAAAUCAUUGGCGAUACACAAUCUGAAGAUUGUCUCUUCAUCAAUGUCUGGGCUCCCUCCAAGGCUUCCAGCAGAGACAAACUCCCCGUCUUCUUUUACAUCCAAGGCGGUGGCUUCAACUCAAACUCCAAUGCUAAUUCCAACGGAACCAAACUCGUCAUCGCUGGCGAAUUGGAGAUGAUCGUUGUUGCCAUCAACUACCGCGUUGGUGUCUACGGCUUUCUCAACGAUGGUUCCCACGUGAAGCCCAACAUUGGUCUUCUUGAUCAGAGGAAGGCUCUUCAGUGGGUCCAAAAGCACAUCUCAAAGUUCGGCGGUGAUCCAGAUCAUGUCGUCAUUGGUGGCGAGUCUGCAGGAGCCGCAAGUGUCAGCCUACAUCUCAGUGCCUUUGGAGGCAAGGAUGAAGGACUCUUCCAUGGAGCCGCUGCAGAGUCCAUCUCGUUUGCAACUGUAUUGACGGUAAACGAGGCACUAUAUCAGUAUAAGAACCUGGCUAUUAAACUGGGCUGUGUCGGGCCCGAGAAGGAUAUCCUUCCGUGCAUACGAUCCAAGUCUGCCAAGGAGAUUCAGGUGGUGAACAAGAACAUUCCUCAUCUCGGUAGCUCAAGGCCUCCGCUUUACAUGUGGAGUCCUGUCGUCGACAACGAUCUCAUCCCCGAUGUCACUUACCGGCUUUUCGAGCAGGGGAAGUUCAUCAAGGUUCCUCUGAUCACUGGCGACGACACCAAUGGUGGAACUGUCUUUGUACCAAGAGACACAUCGACUCUGGCUCAAAGCGACGACUUCCUCAAGGCCCAAUUCCCUUUUCUGACUCUUGAGCAGUUGGGCAAGAUCAACGACCUCUAUCCUAACCAGAAUGAUACCUGCCCAGAUACUGGAUGUUACUGGCGACAGGCAAGUGAUGCCUAUGGAGAUAUGAGAUACAAGUGUUCUAGUCUCUACAUCUCCAAUGCGUUGACCACCCGUGGGGUUCCUAAAUCUUGGAACUACCUAUACAAUGUCGAAGACCCAGCUCAAGUGGCCGACGGUCUCGGUGUCCCUCACACAGUAGAGAUUCAAGCCAUUCUCGGCCCAGAAUCCGGAGCACCGGCGAGUUACUUGAAUGGCGGAAAGAACGCGGCGGUGGUACCAGUCAUUCAAGGUUAUUGGACAAGCUUUAUUCGCUCUCUAGACCCUAAUAAGUAUCGCCAUAAGAGUGCGGUCAAAUGGGAGGCUUGGACGGAGAAGGGAAAGAAGCGUGUAGUGUUUGAGACGGGCGGUAAGACAAGGAUGGAAACCCCGAGCAGCGAGGAGCAGAAGAGGUGUAGUUACUUUGCCUCUAUCGGUGCGGCGAUUCGGCAAUAG